UCAGCCCUCUGGCAACCUCGUUAAUUGUUUACACACCUCACGACGCAAUCAUAAUGAGACGACGUAGCGACGCAAUCGGAUCGUAUCUCGUUCAAAGCUCGAACCGUGCAGAGAUACUGGCAUGCGAAAUUCGAAUCGCCGAAAUAUGGAAUUGUCGUCGUCGGAGAAGAAGCUCAUCCUCGUCCAGUGCGAUCCAAACGGCGUCGCUCUGAUCACGAUCAAUCGUCCUGGUUCUCUGAACUCGUUGACCAGGUCGAUGAUGGUUGACGUGGCCCAAGCAUUCAAGAGGCUGGACGGGGAUGAUUCGGUGCGAGUAAUCAUAUUGACUGGCUCUGGUCGAGCAUUCUGUUCAGGUGUGGACCUGACCGCGGCGGAGGAUGUUUUCAAGGGUGACGUGAAAGACAUUGAGUCCGAUACGGUCGCUCAAAUGGAGCGCUGCCGCAAGCCGAUUAUCGGGGCCAUUGGAGGGUUUGCCGUGACGGCUGGAUUCGAGAUUGCGCUGGCUUGUGACAUUCUGAUUGCUUCGAAAGGAGCUAAGUUCAUAGAUACCCAUGCGAGAAAUUGCAGGUUUGGGAUUUUUCCUUCAUGGGGUCUCUCUCAGAAGCUUUCACGAAUUAUAGGACCCAAUAAAGCCCAUGAAGUAUCUCUUACAGCAACUCCUCUGACAGCAGAAGUAGCUGAAAAGCUGGGUCUUGUGAACCAUGUUGUUGAAGAAGAUGAAGUUUUGAGGAAAGCUCGAGAAAUUGCGGGUCUCAUUUUAAAAAAUAAUCAGGGCAUGGUGUUGAGGUACAAGUCAGUCAUAAAUGAUGGCCUAAAGCUAGACCUUGGUCGUGCUCUUUCUCUGGAAAAGGAGAGGGCUCAUGAGUAUUACAAUGGAAUGACGAAGGAGCAAUUCAGAAUGAUGCAGGAAUUCAUAGCAGGUCGAAGUUCAAAGAAACAAUCCAAAUUGUAGGCUUACCUUGUACUCCUUUCUCAUGCUGUCAGAAUGAUGUUGGUUGCCCCAGGAGGUGGAUCUUGCAGUCACAAAUGGAAGAUACAAAAUCAGCACUCAUAGUUUAUCAUCCUAAAACGAACUACAUUCCUUGCAAUACUUGUUUGGUUUUCAAGAAAUAGGUUCUUUCUCGAGUCAUUUCUUAAAUAUUUUAUUUUUCUAAUUUAUUAAGUGGUUGUAUAUUGUCUUGGUAUGUGUACUGCCAUGAAAUGGGGUUGGCAGAUGAUGUAGUCUCUGCAAUGCACGUCAAAAUAAGCUUCUUCUUUUUUUUUUUA
Prosopis cineraria is the source of this 1266-nucleotide messenger RNA. Its product is annotated as probable enoyl-CoA hydratase 1, peroxisomal. Gene Ontology annotation, cellular component: peroxisome. Lineage: Eukaryota; Viridiplantae; Streptophyta; Magnoliopsida; Fabales; Fabaceae. Bases 122 to 952 code for a protein of 276 amino acids. The transcript is spliced from 3 exons. The record is from RefSeq and is a predicted model, not a curated record.